UCCUCAUCAUCAUCCUCAUCAUCAUCCUCAUCAUCAUCCCCUCCGUCCUCCUCUUCCAAAUUCACUACCUGAAUACUCUCGGUUGGGUUUCCGAGUCCUAGUGCGAGCCACUUCCUUCCCUUUCCAACUUAGCGUUCCCGAACCCUCACUUGGUGUCUAUUCCGAUCGACAUUCAGCCAUCAUACAAAGUAAAAGUCACGACGACGGCUUUCUGUCCCGCCACGUGCCCCGCGUUGAUCCUUGGUCCAAUUCACCCCUCUCCAGAUCUUUCUCUCUCUCUCUCUUUUUUUUCCUUUUGUGGGUUAUCCUUGUCUUCGCUUCCUGUAUCCGAACCCCCCGAGAUUGACAUGCAUUCACUUGCGCAAAGCACCUAGCGCUUGUUUGGCAACAUCUUUCCCCCCUCAGAUGUACGGGUUAUCGUCAUCCUGUCUUGUGUUUUGCGCUGUUCUCUGCGCUCCUCUUUAGAAGAUGUCAUCCGGCGCUAAUUCUCCUGUCGCAAGUCAGCCUAGGGAUGAAGCUCAUGGCCCAGAAUAUCCCUCCGCUUCUCAUGCACAACCAGGGGCCACAGAAGAGCAAAUUCUUGUGUCUACCCAGGAUCUGGGCCCUGGUGUCACUGAUAGAGUCUUCCCGGUUAGGUCGUUGGUCUCUUUUGAUCCCAGCCCGCCCAGCGAUUCUCAAUCCCAAUCCCAGACCAAUCCCCUUUCUCCCGCUGGAACGGCCCGUCAAUAUUCCAUCAUCGAUUCUGAAACGUGGAACCAGAUCCAGUCGCAAUCGGACACAAAUACAGACUCUGUGUCGUUAAGUGGCGAAAUCAGACAAACACCCGACGACUCCUGCCCAACAUCCCAACUGGUGUCGGAAAUUUCUUCGAACCCGGAAUCGAACAAUGCAGACGCCACUGAAGCUCUCAGGCCGAGAUAUAUACCAUCGUCGGAUGAUGAUCACCAGCCACGGUUGGUGACCACCAGAUUCCGCCAUAUAGUCACAUCUGACGGUCACGCCGUCGUAACCGGGAGAACCGUCGACUCGUUCAAGGCAUGUGAAGAUGAGCCAAUUCAUAUCCCCGGCGCGAUCCAAAGUUUUGGAGCACUUGUUGCCCUGCGCGAGGAGGCAGACGAAAAGCUAUCCGUUCGUAUUGCGAGUGAGAACUCCGAAGAUAUCCUAGGCUACUCGCCUAGUAGUUUAUUUGCCUUGGAGACUUUUUGCGAGGUUCUGCCAGAAGACCAGGCCGAUCUCUUUCUUGACCAUGUUGAUUUUGUCCGGGAUGAAGGGUAUGACCCGUCUGUCGAUGGGCCAGAAGUUUUCAUCCUCACCAUCAAUCAGCCCGUCGGUCAUACCGUUCGCGUCUGGUGCGCGAUCCACGUCAGCCCCUCAAUCGAUGGGUUAAUUGUCUGUGAGUUUGAACUGGAGGAUGAUCAAAGCAACCCUUUCAGCACUUCAGGUCGGGCGUCGCCAACUGGCCCCGCCGAUACCAUGGGGGUGCACCCAACCCCCGAGCAACUCGCCGGUAGCACCGUGAAUACCAGUCAGCCUCUGCGAAUUUUGCGCCGUGCGCGUAGGCGCAAAGGCGAAGCAGCCGCCAUGGAAGUUUUUAGCAUCGUUAGCCAAAUACAGGAGCAACUGUCCCGUGCAGAGAACAUGGAAACCCUCAUGGACAUUACAGUUGGAAUUGUCAAGGAGCUCACUGGAUUUCAUCGGGUCCUUGUGUAUCAGUUCGACUCGGAAUUCAAUGGAAAGGUUAUUGCGGAGCUGGUGGAUCCUACUAUGAGUAUCGACCUUUAUAAAGGCCUGCAUUUUCCUGCAGCCGAUAUCCCCAAACAGGCUCGUGAACUGUAUCGCAUUAAUAAAGUGCGCCUCCUGUAUGACCGUGACCAGGUGACGGCUCGUCUAGUCUGUCGCACUUUGAAGGAUCUGGAAACGCCGCUCGACAUGACACAUGCCUAUCUUCGCGCUAUGUCCCCUAUCCAUAUCAAAUAUCUAGCCAACAUGGCUGUUCGUUCUUCUAUGUCAAUCAGUAUCAACGGCCCCAGUGAUCUAUGGGGCCUCAUUUCCCUCCACUCAUAUGGAAGUUGCGGAAUGAGGGUAUCCUUUGCGAUCCGGAAAAUGUGUCGCUUGAUCGGCGACACCGUGUCUCGAAAUAUUGAGCGUCUCUCCUAUGCUUCGCGACUCCAAGCCCGCAAACUUAUAAACACAGUCCCAACUGGUGCUAAUCCAUCGGGUUAUAUUGUUGCUUCCUCAGAUGACCUGCUUCGGUUAUUUGAUGCCGAUUAUGGCGCCUUGUGUAUACGUGAAGAGACCAAAAUUCUGGCAAAAUCUGCCCAUUCACAAGAAAUGCUCGCCUUAGUGGAAUUCUUGAAGGUGCGACGAUUCAACUCAGUUGUGAGUUCGAGCCAUAUUGUGAAAGAUUUCAGAGACCUCCAUUAUCCCCCGGGGUUCAAAGAUAUCUCGGGCAUGCUCUAUGUUCCUUUGUCUACGCACGGCAUAGAUUUCAUCGUUUUCUUCCGUAAGGGCCAGUUGACCGAAGUCAAAUGGGGUGGGAAUCCUUACGGAAAAAAAUUUACCGACGGGCAUCUGGAGCCCAGAAAGAGCUUUCAGACGUGGAGCGAGACAGUUCUUGAUCAAUCAAGGGAGUGGACAGAGUCUGAAGUGGACACUGCUGCAGUCCUAUGCUUGGUGUAUGGAAAGUUCAUCAAGGUUUGGCGGCAACAAGAAGCGGUAUUAGAAAGCUCCAACUUGACGCGAUUGCUGCUAGCAAAUUCGGCCCAUGAAGUCCGAACUCCUUUAAAUGCUAUCGUUAAUUACUUGGAAAUCGCUCUGGAAGGCGCGCUGGAUACUGAGACUCGUGACCAUCUAACCAAGUCAUAUUCCGCCUCCAAAUCGCUGAUAUACGUCAUCAAUGAUCUCUUGGAUUUGACAAACGUCGAACAGGGACAGGACUUGAUUAAAGAUGAAUCAUUCGAUUUGCGCACAACCUUUACGCAAGCGACAGACAUGUUCAAUAGCGAGGCGGCUCGCAAGAAGCUAAACUAUACGGUGCUGUCCCAUCCGGGAGUACCAGAGACCGUGAUCGGCGAUCAACGGCGUGUGAGACAGGCAAUGACAAACAUAAUUUCAAACGCCAUUCAGCAUACGUCUGUCGGUGGUGUUACUGUGGAAAUCUGGAGUUCUCGGGAUGAAGUUGAAACUGAAAAGGCGACGGUAAAUAUAGCAGUACUAGACACCGGCCCCGGAAUUCCUUCUGAUAAGCUGGAGGCUCUAUUUCAGGAGCUAGAGCAAAUAUCGGCGGAUGACGAUAGUUAUUACUUCGAUGGCAGCGGUCCGGACUCUUCGGAUGCUGCCUCAGAUAGUAGAGAGAAGAAUGUUCUGGGACUGGGCCUGGCUCUCGUAGCACGGAUUGUUCGGAACAUGCACGGACAGCUAAGUGUGAGAUCAGAGGAGGGGAAAGGAAGCCGUUUCCAGAUUUCCCUCCAGUUCUCUGUUCCUAAAUAUUCACCGCAGAGCGAAUCGAAUAUUUCACAUCUUGCCAUUCGCACGGUAGACUCUGCUACUGCGUUUCCUUCCAAGGAGGAUAUUGUACUGGUCGGCAGUACAUCAUCUUCGCAAAAGGGGGGCAGUCAUGGCAGUGUUAAGAAUGGCACACCAUCCAUGCAGACCGAGAAACGCGAGGUUAAUCCCAAGGUUGUGAGGAGGCAGAAUGCAGAACCACAGACAUCUAGCGAUGCUGAUGAGUUCCGCACCGGCAAAUGCUCGCCAGUAGCCUCCCGCGAAGGUGUUAUUUCUAGCCUUGCUUCAAAACUAUCUGAAACCCCUUCGCCGCUCGCAAUCCCCCAAGUAGCUGAGCGGGAGCGUGAGAGGGAUCGAGCCUCAACACAAGCAUUGGAUAGGCCCUUGGGCUCUCCACCUUUAUCGGGAGCUGGUUGUAUACCUAACUUUGAUCCAAGGAUGCAGGGCUUGAAUGUCCUAGUCGCCGAAGACGAUCCAAUCAAUGCCAAAAUCUUACAAAAGCGCCUAGGGAAAACUGGCUGCGCUGUCCACCUAACGGUUAACGGCGAGGAGGUCGCGAGAGCCUAUCGGGAUAACCCUAGGAGGUGGGAUGUCGUGUUGAUGGACAUGCAGAUGCCCAUCCUGGACGGCAUUGAUUCGACAAAAAGAAUUCGGCAAUUCGAAAAUGAGUCGACUGGAGGCCAAGUCCCUACAGGAGGCCUCAUACGCCGUGUUCCCAUAUUUAUCGUGUCUGCCUCGCUAUUGGAGAAGGAUGCCCAGAUGUAUAUGGAUGUGGGGUUUAACGGAUGGAUCAUGAAGCCCAUCAACUUUGCCCGAUUGAAUACACUUUUGGCCGGUCUUCACUCGGAGACUGCACGCAAUAAUGCUACCUAUCAGCCGGGGGACUGGGAAAACGGCGGAUGGUUCACACCAUACACGAAAUCGUGAACCUUUUUUGGAUAUAUAUUAUUUUGACACGCUCUUAUGACUUCAUCACAUUAUAUCUUUAAGGCAGUAUGAUGCCUUGCUGUUUAGAACCUUUUGGAAUCACCAAUCAUGGGUGCCUGGCGCGCUACUCUAUUUUCUUUUUUUCACAUCUGAUGAUACCAUCUAAGUGUAGAAUAUAUAUGUUGGGAGGGAUAUACCAUUCAUAUCAGUUUAGCAAGGUACAAAAGGG
Molecule: messenger RNA, 4660 nt
Organism: Aspergillus ochraceoroseus IBT 24754
Lineage: Eukaryota; Fungi; Ascomycota; Eurotiomycetes; Eurotiales; Aspergillaceae
Gene: fphA
Product: putative sensor histidine kinase/response regulator
Exons: 2
Coding region: 469-4431 (1320 amino acids)
Biological process (GO): detection of visible light; regulation of DNA-templated transcription; phosphorelay signal transduction system
Molecular function (GO): protein binding; phosphorelay sensor kinase activity
Source: RefSeq, a predicted model, not a curated record